Molecule: messenger RNA, 1338 nt
Organism: Chelmon rostratus (copperband butterflyfish)
Lineage: Eukaryota; Metazoa; Chordata; Actinopteri; Chaetodontiformes; Chaetodontidae
Gene: glo1
Product: glyoxalase 1
Exons: 6
Coding region: 72-614 (180 amino acids)
Molecular function (GO): metal ion binding; lactoylglutathione lyase activity
Source: RefSeq, a predicted model, not a curated record
CCUGAGCGGAGUCCCACUAGCUGUCAGUCCGCCCGGCCGAGCUGUGGUCCAGCUUCGUACUGUUAGCAAAAAUGAGCGACAAAGGUCUGUCAGACGAGGCAGCGGCAACAGCUUGUAAAGAUGGAGACCCUAUCACCAAGGAUUUCAUGAUGCAGCAGACUAUGCUGCGGGUUAAAGAUCCAGUUAAAUCUUUGGAUUUCUACACCAGAAUCCUCGGCAUGACGCUCCUGCAAAAGUUUGACUUCCCAUCCAUGCGCUUCUCCCUCUUCUUCUUGGGCUAUGAGGACAAGAAGGAGAUUCCUACAGAUGUGAAGGAGAAGACGGCCUGGACCUUCUCUAGAAGAGCCACCAUUGAGCUGACACAUAACUGGGGCUCAGAGUCUGAUGAGAGCCAGUCUUAUCACAACGGAAACUCAGAUCCACGUGGCUUUGGACACAUUGGAAUUGCAGUUCCUGACGUCUAUGCAGCCUGCAAACUGUUUGAAGAACAAGGGGUCACAUUUGUCAAGAAGCCGGAUGAUGGUAAAAUGAAAGGCUUGGCCUUCAUCCAGGACCCGGAUGGUUACUGGAUCGAGAUCCUGAGUCCUAACACUAUGGUGUCCAUUACCUCCUAAAAACUCUGACAUCAUGCUACCUGCUGCAGUGCGCAUACAGGCCAGACCUGCUGUCGCUUCACUGGGAGAGCAGAACGUUGGGGUUUAGCAAAGAAUUUAGCAACAUGCGCCGGAAAGCUGAGGGAAAAUGGAGCAGGAUCACGUGCACACUGGCAGUCAGUGUGCCCUGCUACGGGCUGGACUAAUAUUGGACAGUUGAUGAGCAAACUGAUUAGAUACCUGAGUUAUUGCUACGAAUAGCAACUACUUUGUGUAGCUGUUGAGCUUGUCUACAAUCGUCAGUUUGUAUGUGUCUUCAAAAAAUGAUUCUGAAACAAAGUGGUAUUAGUGUCUAAUAAAUGUGAAAGCCACUGUUCAAAUGGCGAGAAUCUGUGAUUUCUUUCAUUCUGAGAGACAAUUCGGAGAGGAAUCAAGACGUAGCAGCCAGAUUUCUAGCAAACAAGUAAAGGUAAGGUAAGGUGACCUGCGUCUUUGCUACAGUUCAAUCAUAAAGGAAAAAAAUGUGAUUUAUAGUUUUUAACACUUUGAUUUUCAUUAUCAUUUAUUAUUCUUAAGUAAAACCUGAAGCAAUCUAUUCUCACAUGUUUAAAAAUAUUAUUCACGUGGUUGCUACACCACCUCCAUCAGCACAACUGUUUCCACUAUUAGCUAACAUCAUUUUGAAGGACAGGAGGCCAUUCUGCUUUGAUUAAAAGUAAAAGUCAGGCCUAGAAAAAGAGAAAUU